This is a messenger RNA of Cylicocyclus nassatus, 2025 nucleotides long. Lineage: Eukaryota; Metazoa; Nematoda; Chromadorea; Rhabditida; Strongylidae. The record is from the annotation of a GenBank genome assembly.
AUGACAGGCGUAUUGCAAACAAUCAACGACUUUUCGGCACAUGCAUCAUCGGAUCAAAUGUCUGUGUUGUCACCUCGUCUAUUUUCCGUGGUUCCCCAUAAACCUUCCUCCUCUGAAAAGCAGCUGCUUUCUCCAACAAUACUCAGCUUUCAAAAAGAGGGAUUCUUAUCUAUGCAAGAACUGUUCGAGAUGGCGACCAUGAACGAAAAGCAACAAAAUUUGCUUUUGGACAUGAUAAUGGAUGUCAGUGGCGCUGGUAAAGCAGUCGAGGAGACUCUUGCUAAGAUAAAACCGGAGAUAGAAGACGUGAAAAACGUCAAGCUUCCUCUUGUGCAAGAACUGGCUCGAAAACAUGACCGAUGGUUACGAGCACAUGCUAAAUUCACAAAGGAGCAAAGACAGGAGUACGAGAAAAAUGGAUUUGCGUUUAUGAACGGAGACCAAUUAAAGUUGGUCUAUGACUCAGAAGAGCAGAGGCUUUAUGGCAUUAAUAUCACUGAGCUAAGUCGGAUGACAAAAGAAGAGAAAAUAAAGAGAAUUGAACGUGAUAUCCGCAAAUUAGCCACUCUGGACCGACCACUACCUCAGAAGCCUGUACCGAGUUGGGGCCCAGUGGAAUUCGGUGAACUAUCGGAGUUAUUUGCCAAUGAAGCCAUUUCAGUCCGUACCCGACGUCAAGCGUCAGGACCACCGGAAGGUGAUCCGCCGAUACCCGGGGAAAGUGAGCAAGAACUAGAAGAAAGAGGAGUACGAAUCAACGGUAUACUUUUCCAAACGUUGGAACCCUACGCUUUCGAACCAGAAAUUGGUACUGGUGCAGCACUAGAAGUUAUUACAUUAUCUCCGCAUGCUUUCAUUCCGGAGAUACUGUUCCCGAGAGCUUUUAGGCAAGAAACAUUGACGCCACGUGCCUUCAUUGGUGCAGUUCUAUCACCUAACGCUCUUAUGGCCCGAAUACUUUCUCCUACUGCUCUACGUUUGGAAAUACUCUCGCCUCGAGCAUUGCAUGCAUGGGUUCUCAGUCCAGAAGCUCUUUUGGUGGAGAUACUUUCUCCACGAAUGCUCGAUCCACGAGUGCUUUCUCCCAUGGCUUUGAUUGUUGAAGUCCUCAGCCCAGGAAUACUCUCUCCUUUUGUGGGGUCCGCUGAGCUUGGAUCAGUUCUUGUUCUUAGUCCACACGUCUUGUCUCCUCGUUACAAAAGUCCCGAAAAAAUGGUUAUUGAGGUGCUGUCACCUCACAUACUCGGAGGUCCUCACUCUCACGAAGAAGCCUUUCAUCAAGUUACCGAAUUUGGAUCUCACAGUCCUCAUUAUCACGGUGACUCUUCCCAUGAAAGGGAGGAAGGUUCACACCAUAGCCACGAACUCGAUAAUGAACUGUCACUGGAAUCAUAUCCAGGACUUUCAAGCAUUACAGGCCAUAUUCGUCACCGACAUGGUGGUCAAGGUGACGCUCGCACCGGAGAGCUUUUCCCUGGAUUGGCAGAUUUGUUGGGAGGCUCUCAUGCAGAAAACGAUCCACUAUCGGAAUUGUUGGGCCUGGGAGCACACAGUCAUCAUAAUCACGGGCCUUCUCAUGGAUCUCACGGAUCCAAUGAACAAGAGCAUGAAUCUCACGGAUCUCAUGAACCUCAUGGAUCCCAUGAAUCUCAUGGAUCCCAUGAACCGCAUGGAUCCCAUGGACACCAUGAGCCAGAGCUAUUCCCCGGGUUUUCCGAACUAUUCGGAGGUGGUGGCCAUGGUGGGUCUCAUGAGCCUGAACUAGCCGGACUUUCCGAACUAGUCGGCUUCGGUCACGGUCAUAACCACGGUGGUUCCGAACAUGGAAAUCAUGGCGGGGGAGACUUAUUCUCCGAACUGUCAUCAUUAUUUGGCGGACACGGUUCCCAUUCCCCUCAGCACUCACACUCUGCACAUGGAAGCCAUGCUGGAGCACACAGUUCUCAUGAAUCGCACGAAAAUCAUGAAGAAUCAGUCCCGGGUUUACCACCUCUUAUCCACAUCGUGAAUCCAUUACGGCAAUAA